GGCAAAUCUGUUAUUUUCAACUGAAGAAAUAUCCCUUCACUCCCAGAAAAACCUCUUCAGUUCACGUUUGCUAGACGCCAGCGCCGGCGCAGUCACCGUCACCGUCACCCUGCCGGAAAAUCAAGAAUAGCAAAUAUUCAGUUUUGGUGUGCCCCAAGAAGUUGCUUUUAAUAUCAGAAUGGCCAAGCGUGAACUAUCCGGUACCUUGAGGAACUUGAAGUUUAUGCAAAGGGCAGCACUGAGAGAGGAAAAGCCUAAGAAGGAAGAAGAAGUGAUACCUGAUGGAAACUUCCCCUCCUCUAGUACUCCCAAAAGAUGUGUUAUCAUUAUGGAAGGGGAUCCCCACCCUGGGGCUAUAAAAGGUCGGAUGUCUUUUCAAGGUUUUAAUCCUUCUAUUGAUAAAUUGAGUGAAGCAGCUUCAAAACCACGUCCCGAAGGUUCUUCUUCUGCUGCUUGUUCUUCGGAGACGAGUGAACUGAUUACUAAAAGAGAAAAUGGUACAUCACAAUGUGGGUUGGAGAACUCUGAUAUGGACGACUCAUAUGACGAUCCUAACGAAGAUCUUAAAUGGAAACAAGAGAAUACAUCCUCAGAGGUGCAGUAUUCAAACAAAUCACAUAAGAGAGUCCUGGACGAUCCAGCCUCGUCACCUAGUAGUAGCCGGAGAUCCAAAAUGCCACAUAGAUUGGACUGGAGUGUUCUCAAACCUCCAAAGUCGCAAAAGAGAAGACGGUAAGUGUAACUUAAAUGUGAUUUUGUGUACCGAUUUAGCAAAAUUCUGUAUUUUCAAUUUAUGUUGUGGAAUGGUAACAUUAGUCUAUGGUGAUCCUAAAUUAUAUUUUCUCAUUUGGAGUUAUUUUGUAUCCAAUAAUAUUAGCCUCUUUUACUUUUGGAUUGUCAUGAUCCUCUGCCUCUGCUUACAAAAUAAUUUCCGCCAGAUUUGUUCUUUUGGUUGCUCAGUUGGUUGGCUACGUGAAUUUUCACUUUGUUGUGAGGGUUUGAUUUCUCACCUUGUUGCAUUUA
Molecule: messenger RNA, 1023 nt
Organism: Solanum dulcamara
Lineage: Eukaryota; Viridiplantae; Streptophyta; Magnoliopsida; Solanales; Solanaceae
Exons: 5
Coding region: 179-736 (185 amino acids)
Biological process (GO): maturation of 5.8S rRNA
Source: RefSeq, a predicted model, not a curated record